UUGUCUUAUCUGUCAACUUGACAGUUUUAGGUUAUGUUUAAACAUAACCUGUUUAAAAAUUUCAAAAACAUCACGUUUUCAUGCAGUUUUUAACGUAUUUUUUUCUAAAUAUUUUGUACAUCGUUUUAAAAUUGUGUCCUAAGUGAAGAUGAGUGAAAAUAAUGGAACGAAACCUCCAGAUAUCGACGAUUUUUUUAUUAUAAAACCAAUUAGUAGAGGAGCUUUUGGAAAAGUGUUUUUAGGCUUUAAGAAAACGAAUUCGGACGUUAUGUAUGCGAUUAAAGUGAUGAAAAAAACUGAAAUGAUUAAUAAAAACAUGGUUUCUCAAGUUUUAAAUGAAAGAAACGCUUUGGCUUUAACGAAAAGCCCGUUUUGUGUGCAACUUUAUUAUUCAUUGCAAACAGAUACUUCCGUUUAUUUGGUCAUGGAAUAUAUGGUUGGAGGCGAUUUGAAAUCUUUAUUGAGUGUGUAUGGGUUUUUUGAUGAAACUAUGGCUGCAUUUUAUGUUGCUGAAGUGUGUUUAGCAUUGCAAUACUUGCAUAAACAUAAUAUAAUUCAUCGCGACAUUAAACCAGAUAAUAUGUUACUCUCAAAAGAAGGACAUGUUAAAUUAACCGAUUUUGGUUUGUCAAAAAUACAAAUUAAUCGUGAUUUAGAAAUCUCUGAUUUUGAAAACUCCACUCCAAAUUUAUGCGCUCGAACUCCAGGACAAUUAUUAAGUUUAACUUCACAUUUGAGCUUUGGAUCUGGUUCAAAACCAAAAUCAUCCGUUUUACAAGAAUUACAACAAAAUACAUCAUCCUCUUUUCACACUCCAGGUUGUUUCUUAGAUCAAAAAGAUAGUAAAAACAUUUCUGGAGUUGAAUUGUUACAUUGCUCAAUGGAAAAUCAAACUGAAACCACUUAUUUUUCUUGUAUAAAUAGUACUCAAGAUAAUUCUAGUAAGAACAUUACAGGUAAUGAUACAUCUCCUAUAACAUCGAGAAUUGAUCGAAAACGAAAACAACGAUCUCCAUCUUCCCCCAGUAGUACACAAAAAGUUUAUGCUAGAACUGGGUUAACAGGGGAAAUAGAAAUGUUACGAUUAGAUACAGUGUGUUCUCCAAAAGGAGUUACAUUCAGUACACCUCUAAGCACACAAAAAUUAAAUAAAUUAAAAAUGAAAUCGACGCGUUUCGAACUCCCCAAAUCAAAUCAACAAGAAAAUUUGAAUUCCUCAAUUAUUAGUCCACCACCAACUCAAAAUUCGAGUUGUCCAGUAACUCCUAAAACGCCAAGAACACCUUAUCGUACUCCAAAAUCAGUGAGGCGGGGUCAAUGGAGUUCUGACCAAAGAAUUUUAGGAACACCUGAUUACUUAGCCCCUGAAUUACUUUUAAGAAAUGGCCACAAUGUAGCUGUGGAUUGGUGGGCUUUGGGUGUUUGUUUUUAUGAAUUUGUAACAGGAAUUCCUCCAUUUAAUGAUAUCAAUCCCCAACAUGUAUUUAAAAAUAUUUUGGAAAGAAAUAUUGAGUGGCCAACGGAUGAUGAAGCCCUUUCAGAACCUACAGUAACUGCAAUUGAAAGUUUAUUAACCUCAGAACCUGAUGAUAGACCAAAGGCUGAGGAUGUUAUGAAAAUGGAUGCUUUUGCUGGAUUUGAUUGGCAGAAUUUGUUGUCAAUAACUCCACCUUUUCUACCUGAUCCUUAUGAUCUUACAGAUACAGGAUAUUUCCAAGCAAGAAACGAACUUUUAAACUUUAAUAUUUCUUGUUUUGACAUUUGAAUUAAUUUAUAAAUAGAUUAUAAUUUAUGUAUCAAGGGGCGGUAAAGAAAUCGGUUCUUUUAAAAUGAAUAUGUUAGUUUUAGAUUUAAAUAAUUAAUGAGUUAUACAAAAAAGCGUUAACGCCGCGAUGUAUAUCAUAUAUAAUUUGUAAUUAAAAAAUUGUAAUUCAUUUUUGAGACACUAACAUUCAUUAAUUUCUAUGGCAAUAAAAUUACUGAAAUGAAAGUUGCCAAAAUGAAUAUUGAUAGAAAGAAGUCAUUGUGUAAAAACAACUAAAAAUGGUUUUGUUGUGUAAAAUAUUAUAAAAUUUUAUAUUAUAGCAAAUAAUAAAUAAUUUUCAUUGAUUUCUUAAUUUUUUUUCUUUUAAUUCCAUCAAUAUCACAAAUG
This is a messenger RNA of Onthophagus taurus, 2152 nucleotides long. Its product is annotated as serine/threonine-protein kinase greatwall. The record is from RefSeq and is a predicted model, not a curated record. Gene Ontology annotation, molecular function: ATP binding; protein serine/threonine kinase activity. Lineage: Eukaryota; Metazoa; Arthropoda; Insecta; Coleoptera; Scarabaeidae. Gene Ontology annotation, biological process: intracellular signal transduction; peptidyl-serine phosphorylation. Gene Ontology annotation, cellular component: nucleus.